Coniophora puteana RWD-64-598 SS2 is the source of this 1110-nucleotide messenger RNA. RefSeq lists its product as uncharacterized. Gene Ontology annotation, molecular function: protein binding. Bases 1 to 1110 code for a protein of 369 amino acids. The transcript has 3 exons. The record is from RefSeq and is a predicted model, not a curated record. Lineage: Eukaryota; Fungi; Basidiomycota; Agaricomycetes; Boletales; Coniophoraceae.
AUGCACCCCGGCGACGACGGCCCUGGCACACCCAAGUUGCAGCUUCAGCUCUCCAUCCCCAUUCCUUCCCGCGACUCUAGGUACUACAUCUCAGAUGGAAAUACUGUGCUUCUCGUUGAGAACACUCUCUUCCGGGUUCACAGGUCCACGUUGACCAAGGACAAGUCCACGUUCGACAGCAUGUUCUCUCUCGACUCCGACUUGCGCUCCCAUUCUGCCGGAGGCUCCAAUGCAGUCAGACCUGAAGGAGAGAGUGACGAGAACCCGAUUACCCUCCAAGGCGACACGGCUGACGAAUUCCGUGCUCUUCUGUGGGCGCUCUAUUCUCUCCCUCACGAGUUCUCACUCGCACAAACGGGCCGCUCGUCCCAUGCCCAGCUGUUCAACCUGGCCAAGAUAUCCCACAAGUACGAGUUCCGCUCCAUCGAAGGCUGGGCCCUCGCCGCCCUCACCGCGCUCUACACCCGCCCCUCGCACUCGCCCCCGCUCGACGAAGCCGCCGACACCCCAAGCCUCGUGCAAGUAACCGAGCUCGCCUCCCUCUGCGAACAGCGCGAGCUCCUCGACGCCGCCACACUGCGCUGGAAGCGCCUCCUCGCCUCGUCGCGCGACGUCGCCCUCGCGCUCGGCCUCGCGGAGCGUCUCAACCUGCGCGGUCUGCUCGGCGCAGCGUACCACGCGAUGCUCCUCCAGGGGCGCGACGUGUGGGACGCGGACCCGCUCCUCACGCGCGCGCAGCGCGUGCGCCUUCUCUCCGGGCACUAUUCGCUCGCGCGCGCGUGGGAGCGUCUGCCUGGGGAGCCGCCCGCGCUCGCGCACAGCCCGCGGUGCACGGGCGGCGCGCAGGUGCGGUGCAAUGCCGCGUGGGCGGCGCUGUGGCGGUCUGCGCUCGAUAUGGGCAAGCAGGUGCUGCCGCUGCAGUAUGCGGAUGUGCUGGGCAAGGUGAUGCUCGCCGAGAGCGUGAUCAAGGCGCUCGUGGAGCGGGAGAUUCCGACGCAGGGCAUGCUGGAUGCGAUGCCGUGGUGCAAGGAGAACGCGCUGGGUGCGACGAGUGGGAAGGUGAAGGAGAUCCAGGAGACGCUGGCUGACCAUUUUACCGAUGUCGUGUAA